Molecule: messenger RNA, 3649 nt
Organism: Brienomyrus brachyistius
Lineage: Eukaryota; Metazoa; Chordata; Actinopteri; Osteoglossiformes; Mormyridae
Gene: man2b2
Product: mannosidase, alpha, class 2B, member 2
Exons: 19
Coding region: 64-3114 (1016 amino acids)
Biological process (GO): mannose metabolic process
Cellular component (GO): lysosome
Molecular function (GO): alpha-mannosidase activity; carbohydrate binding
Source: RefSeq, a predicted model, not a curated record
CGUGAGCAGCAAUAACAAGGAAGUAGCGCUGUGACGAUGAACGGCGGUCUUUCUGGUUGAGAGAUGCAUAUACCUUAUAUAUAUUUAGUUAUUUUACAGAUCGCAUUAGUUGCGAAAAGCGAUGGAGCGGACCCAAUACAAGCCUUUGUUAUUCCUCACAGUCAUAUGGAUGUCGGCUGGGUGUACACAGUUCAGGAGAGCAUGCACGCUUACGCGGUGAACGUCUACAACAGUGUGGUGGAGGAACUGACCAGGGCGAAGCAUCGCAAGUUCAUCGCGGUGGAGCAGGAGUUUUUCCGCCUCUGGUGGGACUCCGCGGCCACCAAUGAACACAAGAAACAGGUGAGGCAGCUGCUCACAGAGGGCCGUCUGGAGUUCAUCAUAGGUGGUCAGGUCAUGCAUGAUGAGGCUGUCACUGACAUGGUCGAUGACAUCCUGCAGCUUACAGAGGGCCAUGGCUUCCUGUAUGAGACUUUUGGGAUCCGACCCCAGUUCUCAUGGCACGUGGACCCAUUCGGGGCCUCCUCGACCACAGCCGUCCUCUUUGCCCUGGCUGGAUUCAAUGGCCACCUGAUCUCGCGCAUUGACUACGAUCUCAAAGAGACAAUGCAGAGGAACAAGGAGCUGCAGUUUGUUUGGAGGGGUUCGCCCAGUCUAGGAGAGCAGCAAGCGAUCUUCACGCACACCAUGGACCAGUUCAGCUACUGUACCCCCUCUCAGCUUCCUUUCUCUAACAGGUCAGGGUUUUACUGGAAUGGUGUGGCCGUAUUCCCUGAUCCCCCCCAAGAUGGGCAGUACCCCAACAUGAGCCUCCCCGUUGCUAAGGACAACAUCCACUCCUACGCUCUGACUAUGGUGAAGAACAUCCAGCAGAGGGCAGCAUGGUACAGGACCCGGCAUGUUCUAUGGCCCUGGGGCUGUGACAAGCAGUUCUAUAACUCAUCCGUGCAGUUCCAGAACAUGGACCCCUUGCUGGAGUACAUCAACCAACACACGGAGCAGUUUGGAGUGACUGUGCAGUAUGCCACCCUGGGUGAAUACUUCCGAGCUGUUCACCAGUCAGGUCUGACCUGGGAGGUCAGAGGAAACCAGGACUUUCUCCCAUACUCCUCUGAACCUUUUCAGGCUUGGACCGGGUUCUAUGCCUCCCGGAAUGUUCUGAAGGGCAUGGCUCGACGGGCGAGUUCCCAACUGCAUGCUGCAGAGUCCCUAUUUGUGCGAUACUGUGUCGGCUUCCCAGAUGGACCUGUUCCCAAGGAGUGGGCCCUUGAGAAGCUGAGAGACCUCCGAUGGGCCGUCUCAGAGGUUCAGCACCAUGAUGGCAUCACGGGUACAGAAUCCCCCAAGGUUGCUGACAUGUACCUGAAGCAUCUCACAAGCGGCAUGAGAGGAGUUGAGGAAUUAACUAUUAAUCUGCUUUCCCUGACCCAAGACAUUAACUCCUUUGGCUUUACGUACAAGCAAAGCACAGAUUUCACACAGGACCCAGGAGAGCAAAUAGUUGUCUACAAUCCCCUUGCCUGGAAUGUCACCACGUACGUCAACGUCACAGUAACGUUUUCCAUGGCUACCGUGUAUGACGACAAAGGGCAGCUUGUCCCCUCUCAGAUCCAGCAGGCAGCAGAGUCUGUGUCUACAUACGACCUGUUUAUCAUGGUGAGCCUGAGCGGCCUACAGCACAGGAGGUACUUAAUCAGGCCAUCAGCGUCACCCUCAGGACACGAUUCCACACACGCUGCCAGGAUGGUCACCUUCCAGCGGCAGAGCGUGAGCAACAGCCCCCCAAAGAAGACUGGCAGGAGGCUCCUCCCCGUGAUGAAUGAGUGUUACAAGCUGACGGUCGACCAGGACACGAACCUGCUGCACAGCGUCACUGACAUGCAAACAAAGCGGACUGUGAGGCUGACCCAGGACUUCGGGGAGUAUCACGCCAACGGGGACGUCAGCGAGGGGCCCAUCUCCGACAACUAUAUCUUCAGCACCGACGGGACAGCGCAGGCCGCGUACAAAUCUGUGGGGCUGGAAAUCAUUCCAGGGAAGAUUGUGACUGAGAUCAGACAGUAUUUCUACAGAGAGGAGGAGGAGGAGGAUUACGCGUAUGCUGUGUUCACCCGAGUGCCUGUGGGCUUCAAGGGCUUGCUGCCUUGUCAGCGAAUUGAGCAGAGCUAUAGAGUAGGCCCCCUGGUGGUGAACAGGGAGGCUGUCCUGAGGACCGCCACUGACCUCCGCAACAACAAGACCAUCUUCACUGAUGACAAUGGGUACCAGAUGCAGAAGAGGCUGCACAGAACUUUCACCAAUAACACUGUCGCCAGAAACUACUACCCCAUGGUGCGGAUGGCAUACCUGGAGGAUGAGCUCACCAGGCUGGUGUUCCUCAGUGAGCGAGCCCACGGAGUGUCCGGCCAAUCCGAGGGCCAGCUGGAGGUGAUGCUUCACCGGCGACUGUGGAACAACCAGGAGUGGAACCUGGGCUACAACCUCACACUGAACGACACGUCAGUGGUGCAGCCCGUGCUGUGGAUGAUGCUCGGUACAAGGGCUGCCAUGUCUGCACUUUACCAAAAGGGGGCGCAUGCACUCCAGCAUCGCCCUGUAGUCGUGCGCACGUCUUCUCCCAAAAGAGGACAAGUUCCUACAGCAUCCCACAGCAGAAUGUCAGCCUUGCCGGUGGUGCUGCCCCCAAACCUCCAUCUGCUUACCCUAAGCAUCCCAGGGUGGCGUUACAGCUCCAACCACACCAAGCACCUGGAGAGCAUGCAGCAGGGUGAGGACCAGAAGGUGCAGCCAGAAUUUAACCGGGUCCUAAUGAGGAUCAUGCACUUGUUUGAAGUGGGAGAAGACCCGGUUUUGUCCAAACCGGUCACUAUAAACCUGAAGGAGGUCCUUAAGGGCCUGGGGGAGCUAACAUCUGCGGAGGAGCGCUCCCUCACUGGCACGUGGGCCGUGUCUGACAUCAAGCGAUGGAAGUGGAAAACCACAGAAGAUGCAAGCAGCGGUGAAACAAGUGUCGCAGGAGACCAGGCCCGGCAUUCUUUUCGUGGAGGGAGGGAGGAUUUCUCAGUAGCUAUUUCACCAAAGGAAAUUCGGACCUUCUUCGUUAGCUUUAAGUAAUACUCAGCCGAAUGAUUCUUCUGUGAAGGAAAUUUAAGUAGGAUGUUUCUUUUUAAUUAACCAAUUUAAAACAUGUCUUUUCUGACAUUAGCUGUGAUUCAUAUUUGGUUUGAUUCUGAAAUUGUGUUAAAUCACCUUCACCCACAAACUUUUCUGUAUCUUAAUUGGUCAGCCUGUUUAGGGGUAUAUUGUGGCAGUCUAGAUAGCAAGUUUCAAAAGAAAUUGAUUAGUAAUUGAUACUGGCACGGUGAUACAGUGUGAUCCUUCCGCUUAUUUGGUACAGGGGUGUGGUGACCCUUGACCAGCAAUGGCCCGGAAUCCCAUUUAGGGUGCUGCGUGUCUCCAGACCCUCCAUGACCUUGUACUAAUAAGAUGUUUUGAUGGAUGUUAUUUCCACUGUUAAUGCUAAAUGUGUAGUAAUAAGGAAAAAAAAUGGCAUGUGGUCUUUGGGUGGGAAAUAGGAGUCCAAGCUGAAGCCCAGUCAUCAAUCUGUGGAGUUUCUAGAGCUGUAAUAAAGAUCAAGAUAUCUACAGUC